This is a messenger RNA of Drosophila sechellia, 1683 nucleotides long. RefSeq names its product TGF-beta family member glass bottom boat (gene gbb). The transcript has a single exon. The record is from RefSeq and is a predicted model, not a curated record. The coding region runs from base 203 to 1570 and encodes 455 amino acids. Gene Ontology annotation, molecular function: growth factor activity; cytokine activity. Gene Ontology annotation, cellular component: extracellular region. NCBI's taxonomy places the organism in Eukaryota, Metazoa, Arthropoda, Insecta, Diptera, Drosophilidae.
GAAAUAGAAAGAAAAUGCAUCUUGAAGAUUAAGAUACACACAACAAUCCGUAAGUGCGUCAGAAUUUUCAGAACCCGCGGUUCGCUGGAACUCUCGAAAUAAACAACUAAAUGCCACUGUACAUCUGAAGCUAUCGCAAGUGGAUAGCGCAGUAGAUAUAGAAAAACAGCGAUCGCAACCGAUCCGUCCGGAACACGAUAUAAUGUCGGGACUGCGAAACACCUCGGAGGCCGUUGCAGUGCUCGCUUCCCUGGGACUCGGAAUGGUUCUGCUCAUGUUCGUGGCUACCACGCCGCCGGCCGUUGAGGCCACCCAGUCGGGGAUUUACAUAGACAACGGCAAGGACCAAACAAUCAUGCACCGGGUGCUGAGCGAGGACGACAAGCUGGACGUUUCGUACGAGAUCCUCGAGUUCCUGGGCAUCGCCGAACGGCCGACGCACCUGAGCAGCCACCAGUUAUCGCUGAGGAAGUCGGCUCCCAAGUUCCUGCUGGACGUCUACCACCGCAUCACGGCGGAGGAGGGUCUCAGCGAUCAGGAUGAGGACGACGCCUACGAACAUGGCCAUCGGUCUAGGAGAAGCGCCGACCUCGAGGAGGAUGAGGGCGAGCAGCAGAAGAACUUCAUCACCGACCUGGACAAGCGGGCCAUCGACGAGAGCGACAUCAUCAUGACCUUCCUGAACAAGCGCCACCACAACGUGGACGAACUGCGUCACGAGCACGGCCGGCGACUGUGGUUCGACGUCUCCAAUGUGCCCAACGACAACUACCUGGUGAUGGCCGAGCUGCGCAUCUACCAGAACGCCAACGAGGGCAAGUGGCUGACCGCCAACAGGGAGUUCACCAUCACGGUCUACGCCAUUGGCACCGGCACCCUGGGCCAGCACACCAUGGAGCCGCUGUCCUCGGUGAACACCACCGGCGACUACGUGGGCUGGUUGGAGCUCAACGUAACCGAGGGCCUGCACGAGUGGCUGGUCAAGUCGAAGGACAAUCAUGGCAUCUACAUUGGGGCACACGCUGUCAACCGACCCGACCGCGAGGUGAAGCUAGACGACAUUGGGCUGAUCCACCGCAAGGUGGACGACGAGUUCCAACCCUUCAUGAUCGGCUUCUUCCGCGGACCGGAGCUGAUCAAGGCGACGGCCCACAGCAGCCACCACAGGAGCAAGCGAAGCGCCAGCCAUCCCCGCAAGCGCAAGAAGUCGGUGUCGCCCAACAACGUGCCGCUGCUGGAACCCAUGGAGAGCACGCGCAGCUGCCAGAUGCAGACCCUGUACAUAGACUUCAAGGAUCUGGGCUGGCACGACUGGAUCAUCGCCCCAGAGGGCUACGGCGCCUUCUACUGCAGCGGCGAGUGCAAUUUCCCGCUCAACGCGCACAUGAACGCCACGAACCACGCGAUCGUCCAGACUCUGGUCCACCUGCUGGAGCCCAAGAAGGUACCCAAGCCCUGCUGCGCUCCGACCAGGCUGGGAGCACUACCCGUUCUGUAUCACCUGAACGACGAGAAUGUGAACCUGAAAAAGUAUAGAAACAUGAUUGUGAAAUCCUGCGGGUGCCAUUGAAUCCAAUUUACCACUUAGGCUAAGCACUAUAAAGCAUUUCUGUGUAGAUGUCCAUCUCUGUACUAAUCUCGAAUAUUUUUAUACAAAAAUAUACAGCGCUGUACCUAACUGAA